This is a messenger RNA of Meloidogyne enterolobii, 940 nucleotides long. The record is from the annotation of a GenBank genome assembly. Lineage: Eukaryota; Metazoa; Nematoda; Chromadorea; Rhabditida; Meloidogynidae.
AAUGCCACCUCCUUCUAAUAGCCAUGUCAGAGGUGGAAUAGCAACAAAUCCGAUUAUUAUUUUUACAAAAAUGGUGUCAACAUUGUUAUUGAUAAUACCCUUAAUGAGUGAAUAUACGUUGGGUAUUGAAGUUUUCACAAAUCAUUUUCUUGUACAUUUAAACGAACCUGGAAUUCACAACGCACACAAAGUUGCUAAACGUAAUGGAUUUAUUAAUCGAGGACCUCUUCUCGGCUCUGAUUCAGAAUAUCAUUUUGUCCAACCCGCACUUUCUCAUGCUAGAACUCGACGUUCAAUAGGCCACCAUACUAAAUUGGCACGCGAUCCUCACAUCAAAUAUGUGGAACAAAUGACUGGUUAUAAACGACUCAAACGUGGUUAUCGUCCAUUAGCUGACAGACUUCAAGAGCAAUUGGAUUUUACUGCAGUUCACUCCCCUUCUGAUCCACUAUAUCAAUACCAAUGGUACCUGAAAAACGACGGUCAAUCCCAAGGCAAACCCCGGUUGGAUUUGAACGUAGAAAAGGCUUGGGCGCUUGGAUAUACAGGCAAAAACAUAACUACAGCAAUAAUGGAUGAUGGAGUUGAUUAUAUGCAUCCGGACUUGAAAUUAAAUUUUAAUGCUGAAGCGAGCUACGAUUUUAGUUCUAAUGAUCCCUAUCCAUAUCCACGUUAUACCGAUGAUUGGUUUAAUUCGCACGGUACACGUUGUGCAGGUGAAAUUUCUGCAGCUAGAGAUAAUGGAGUUUGCGGGGUCGGUGUUGCUUAUGACAGUAAAGUUGCCGGUAUACGAAUGCUUGACCAGCCAUACAUGACUGAUUUAAUAGAGGCUAACUCUAUGGGACACGAACCAAACAAAAUACACAUUUACUCGGCAAGUUGGGGACCGACAGAUGAUGGAAAGACUGUUGAUGGACCGAGAAAUGCUACAAUGCGGUGA